AUGUCUUUCGUUCUCACAUAUCCGUCAUUCAAUUGGGCAACGUCAAUCACGAAGCGCGUGGUCGUCUCGGAUGUGUCUCGUCUCUUCGACCCACUUGGUCUAGUUGGUCCUGUCAUCAUUCAAGCCAAGAUUUUUAUUCAGGAUCUGUGGAAGGAUAACAGCGACUGGGAUGAAACACUCAACCCUGAGCAUCAAGCACAAUGGCAGGAGUUUCGGAGAAAUCUUACAGGACUAGAAAACCUUACAGUUCCUCGGUGGGUGGGAACCGGUGGUAAUACCAAGACGGAGCUCCAUGGAUUCUGCGAUGCUUCAAACAAAGCAUAUGGAGCCUGCUUCUACAUUCGAACGAUCUCCGAAACGGGGGAGGUGUGUGUGAGGUUAUUGACAGCGAAGUCACGUGUUGCUCCUCUGGACAAUCCGAAAAAAGGAAACAAGCGACUUUCCACUCCGAGACUAGAGCUUUCAUCUGCUGUGUUGCUGGCCCAUCUAUUCGAGAAAAUCACAAACAGUAUUGGCAUAGAAACGAAGUGCUUCUUUUGGACGGACUCCACGAUCGUAAAAUCACAAUUACAAUAUGAAUCACUAUGGUUCAACGGUCCGCACUGGUUAAGUUCAGAUGAACAUAACUGGCCUUCAGCUCCACAGAUUGACGAAGAAGACUUUGAUCCUUCAGUUCUUGAAACCAAGAGCAUAACAGCUGCUUUACCAACACUUCCUCCCAAUGAAAUCUUCAGUUUAAAAUCGUCGUAUACGGAGCUUCUACGACUCACCGCUUGGAUUCAAAGGUUUUGCUACAACUCUAAAACGUCGAAUCGUAACAACCGUCGUAAAGGUCAACUUACCGUGCAUGAAUUAGAUGAAGCACUGGAUUCUCUAGUACGCGUCUCCCAGCUUGAAUGUUUCCAACAAGAGGUAGCCGACCUAUCAAUGGGUAAAGAAAUUCGAGAAUCAUCGAAACUGUCGCCCUUGCACCCGGAGCUUAGGAAAGGCAUAAUUUGCGUUGGCGGCCGGCUUCGUCACGCUCAAAUUGCAACUCGUCGUAAGCACCCGUACAUCCUUGAUCACCAGCAUCCGUUUACGCUCCUCAUUAUUGCACACUACCACCGGAAGCUAUUACAUGGUGGACAACAGCUGAUGAUUUCGGCCAUUCGAGAACGUUUCUGGCCUACUAGUAUCCGGAAUCUGGUACGGAAAGUCAUUCACAGAUGUAUACCUUGCUUCAGGGCGAAACCAAAAGUUCAAGAUCAGCUAAUGGCAGACCUGCCUCCCGGAGAGAGUGAACCCCUGUUCUCCAUUUCAAAGGCCGUUUACGUAUGUCUAGUGACCAAAGCAGUGCACCUAGAACUAGCGUCUGACCUUUCCGCACAAGCUUUUAUUGCCACCUUGAAACGCUUCUCUUCUCGGCGCGGCAAGCCGGAGAUUAUCAUGUGUGACAAUGGAACUAACUUUGUCGGUGCAAGACGACAGUUAGAACAUUUGCGUCACUUGUUCAACAACCAGCAGUUUCAACAAUACGUAAUCAGGCAUUCUGCAGAUGAAGAGAUCCAGUUUAGAUUUAUCCCAGCUCGUUCGCCAAAUUUCGGUGGACUUUGGGAAUCUGCAGUCAAGUCGUUUAAACUACUUUUCAAGAGAACGAUUGGCUCGCACACCCUACUAUACGAUGAGAUGCUAACAGUCCUAACGCAAAUGGAAGCAGUAAUGAAUUCUCGGCCCCUUACACCGCUUAGUAAUGACCCGGACGAUUAUGAAGCUUUGACCCCCGGACAUUUUUUAAUUCAGCGACCUCUGACAGCAAUUCCAGAGCCCGAUUUGGAUGGAAUCCCAGAGAAUAGAUUAGCGGCCUACCAAAAGGCUCAACGAUAUACGCAAUUAUUAUGGAAAAAAUGGUCGCAGCUCUACUUGUCAGAUUUGCAUAAUAGGACGAAGUGGACAGUGCGACGAGAGAAUAUAGCUGUAGGGACGAUGGUAGUUUUGAAGGAUGAAAAACUUCCCCCUCUAUCAUGGCUGCUAGGGCGGGUAACCGAGACUUAUGCUGGUAAAGACGGAAACAUUCGUGUCGUAACCGUCAAAACACGUGAUGGUACCUAUCGUAGAGCUAUCUCGAAGAGCGAUUUCGUUUCUACAGUACGAGAGCAUUCUAGUGUGAUUCUCGAGCUUCCUCCUUCGGAUCAGUCGGGCAAUGAUCAAUUGGAAUAUGAUACAAUGGAAGCAGGUAUGCCCGAGAUAAUUGAUGAUGCUGACAACACACCUUCGGAAUAUUUUUGCGAAUCCGAUGUGGAUAGUGAUACUGGUUUCAAUGAGAUCGACGACAAUAUAAACCUAGUUGAGUAUCUAAGACGCUGGGCCCUGUCCUUCAACAUAAGACAUAUUGCAGUUAAGGAGCUACUAAAAAUACUGAACCGGCGACUAUCUAAAUCUCUUCCGCAAGAUCCACGAACUCUCCUUAAAACAACGCAACGCUAA
Molecule: messenger RNA, 2463 nt
Organism: Armigeres subalbatus
Lineage: Eukaryota; Metazoa; Arthropoda; Insecta; Diptera; Culicidae
Exons: 4
Coding region: 1-2463 (820 amino acids)
Biological process (GO): DNA integration
Molecular function (GO): nucleic acid binding
Source: RefSeq, a predicted model, not a curated record